Halichondria panicea is the source of this 3404-nucleotide messenger RNA. RefSeq lists its product as uncharacterized. The record is from RefSeq and is a predicted model, not a curated record. The transcript is spliced from 13 exons. The coding region runs from base 500 to 2584 and encodes 694 amino acids. NCBI's taxonomy places the organism in Eukaryota, Metazoa, Porifera, Demospongiae, Suberitida, Halichondriidae.
AUAGGGAGGGGGGAGACCGAUAGAGAAGCACAUGAAGAGGAGAUAAAAAAAAGUAACAUGCAUGUGCAGAUAGUGUAGUGAGAGACAGGGGAGACCCAUGGCAUAGGCAUAGAUAAUUAGGGAGAGAUAGCACUGAUGAGGAGACGGAGACAGAGAAGCUAAGAGAGGGGGAUAUAUAAAUUGGAGAUAACAUGAAGAGGAGAGAUAUCGAGUGAGACGAUUAAUUAAGGCCAAAACAGAAGAGGGAACUCUAUGGGGAGAAAGGGGACACAGGAAAACAGGGAUAUCAUGCAGACAUGUAGGGACUAUACAAAAGAUGAGGAUGACCUGGACGUUGAGUGUGGCAAGAAUUCUAUUGAACACAAUGCCCUCGUCUCUAAAGAUGGGAAUAUGGCAUCACAGAAGAAAUGAGCUUUGGGAACAGAGGAGCCUUUGACAAAUUCUGGGACUGGUUCAUGCCAAACUAUAUAAACACUGCAGUGUCUGUUAAUUCAUUUCAAUGGAUGUCGAAGAGGUGGAAGAACUAUUGGGAGACAUUGCCAAGAAUGAGAAAUAUCCUGAUGAUGCCCAAAUUGAGAAGGAUGAUAUAGUUGAUGAUUUAGAGGAUGAGCGUUUAGCACUCAAGCAAAAAGAUGCAGAUGAACGGCUUGCACUAGUUCAACAGCUGGAUAUGGACGAAUUUGAUGAUGCAAAAGAAAUGAAUGAGAGUCCUGCAAAAGCAGAGAGUAACAGCAAUGAAAAUGUUGUGAUAGAACAGGAUGAGCCAUACAACGUAAUAACAGAAGACGAUGGUGGAGCAAAGUCAAUGACAUACGAGGAAGAGAUGGCAUUUAAAGAUGAGCUCGAUGCUAAAAUGGAAGAACAUCAAGCAAUUGAAGAUUAUGGUGAUGAGCAACAAGAAACUGACCCCAAGAUUGAUGAUGAAUUAGUUGCAAAAGAGAGUAGUAUAAUUGAAGAGCCCGAUCAAACAGCUGAAAUAGAAAUAAAUUCUGCUUCCUUGGUGACAAGAUAUGCUGGAAUGGGCUACAACCUUCUGCAAGCCAAUCCAGAAGGAGACUUUAAUCGCGGUGGGGUCGACCCUGGAAUCAAAACAACUCGAUUUGUAUUCAAACAAACGUACAGUCAGGGGAAUAACAUAUUCUACCAAGGAAGAAGAAUGCAAGUACCUGAUCAAGUGACGUUCCACCAAACGCAUAGCUGUGUUCAGACACAUUCGACCAAAGCUUACAGUGGACAAGCCAGUUACAGGAAAGAGCUCUCACUCAAUGUGGAAGCUGCUGCCUCCUACAAUGGACUUUUAUUUUCAGCGAGGUUUGCACUUAGCAGUGGAAUGCAAAGAGCCCAAGCUUCGACCACAACUUCCCAUUCAGUUAUUGUUCAGGAAACAAAAAAUUGUAACUAUGCACAAACACGAUACAAACUGGCCAAUGCUCUGAGUGGUGCACAUGGAUAUGAGCUGACAGAGAACUUCAAAAAUGCAAUUAGGCUGCUUCCUUCAACGUACUCUGCAAGGGAGUACACUCAAUUCCUUGAUAACUGGGGAACUCAUAUCCUUGAAGAGGUUGCUGUAGGAACAAGAAGUAUCAAAAGAAUGCAGGCAUCUUACAAUCAAGUGUAUUCAUUCUUGAGUCAACAGGACUCAAAUGCUAUAAGUGUCAGUGGGAGCUAUGGUCGUGGUAGUGGAUCAGUCUCUAUUGAUAUCAACACUCUAAACCAGAGAGUCAACCAGAACACACGUUUUGGACGACAGAUGCAACUUAUUAAUAUUGGAACCCAGCAAGUUCCUCUGCCUCUUCAUGUGAAAGUAGUACCCAUUUCAAUAGCUUUGAAUGAUCAUCUUUGGGAUGAAGCUAGUCUGACUGUAAUCAGGAGGAAAAAAGUCCACAUGAAGAAGGCUCUGGUCGACUAUCCAGCAAACAAACGAGCUAGGACCGGUGCUGAUCCUCCAAUAAGUCUUCAGGUACACUGGCCAAAUGGAAAAUACUCAAUGCUCGAAACCACACACGGAUGUCCCUCAGGAUGGUCCAGUGGGUGGAGAUAUCAGGACAACGAAGACAGGCGCAAUGCAAAUCGAUGGAGCCCGUCUAACAUCGCUUCUUACCUUAAAUUUGGCACUGGAAGCAAUUUCAAAACGUAUUACUGUACGAAGACGCAUAUUAAUCUCGUGAACGACAAUGUAUUUAUUUGGCCGAGGGGAAAGUACUGCAUUGCUCGACACGGUGGCAGCUGCCCCAGUCAUUUCUACUCCGGCUUUCGAUACUGGGACGAUGAAGAUAGGAGAAAUGCUAAUACCAAACAAGGUGUACUCCCUGAUGGCUCUUAUGGAGGUAACACAAAGACCGAGUACUGCUGCAGAAGCGAUGGUAACGCCCAUACUGAGGUUCUUCUCCCUCCAACAAGGCCUUUUGUUCUUUAUCGCUAUCAGGGCACUUGUCAGAAAGUCAAAGGAAUGAACAAUCGAAGUCUCUACAUAUAUUUUGACGAUGAAGACAGUCGCAAUGCUAAUAGAUGCGGAGGGCACUAUUCCGAUGGUUCUUGUGGUGGAAAUCACGAGCUUCAUCUCUGCUACUACACACCACGCUAGUGUGUAGUUUGGCCCUGAACUAUUAUGCUGAUUAGCAGCUGGACUUAUACUACAUUAUUCGUAUCUAUGCAUGCAGAAUAAUUUAUGCUGUUUGUACUUUUACAGUGAGUUUUGACUUUUAGAGCCAGUUUUGGAAACUUUUUGUCGGUUUUGACUCUUUACCUACUGCAACCAUGCAUGAGAUUAAUCUCAGCUACGAAUCUUGUACUGGCAAGGGGAGACGUGACAAUGCAUCAGCAUUGCUGUGUGCUUGAAUUGGAUAUUGUAGAUCUAUCUAGUCAUAACCUGAGAGAACAUUUUCCCAACGUUGGAGACGAGCGGCUGCUAGGGACGGUAUCCUUUUCUUUGGGCCAAAUAUCGCUGUCAGGGGUUUGUGAUCAGUGAACAAAGUGAAUUUUCUACCAUACAAAUAGAUCUACUGGUGAAACUUCUUAGUACCAAAUAUCAAUCCAGUGCUUCUUUCUCGAGGUUUGCUGUUUGUUGUUGUUAAGGUUUGUUGUGUUCAGCCCCAUUCGGUAGUAUACAUGAGAAAUAACGGCCGUAGGCUGAAGCAUCUGCAGACAUGUUGAUUGGUAGGUCCGGGUCAUAGUGGGUGAGCACAUCAGAUGAUGUGAGUUGUUUCUUUGCUUCUGAAAAAGCUUCCUGACAUUCCUGUGUCCAUUCCUGCUUAUGAUUGAUGAUUCUAGAGAGGUUCUGGAUGAAAUGUCCAUAGUAGUUCAGCAACCCGAGGAAGGAGCGAAGUUCCUGAACAUUUUUUGGUUCUGGAGCCUGUGCGAUAGCAUCAACUCUACUUGGAAGAGCUUGGAUUCCAUGUUUGCUG